UCCCGCAUACUACCCUUUCCUUUUGCUUAUUUUCCCGCUACUUCCUUUUUUCAUUUAUCUUCGAGCAAAUUUUCUCGCGAAACAGAAAGCAGUUUGUCGGCUUUUGCCGCGUUUUCUCAGUUGCCAAACUUUAUGACUUCUCGAGAGCUUGUUCUUGUCUCGACAGCAACGAUCUUCGUUGCAUUAACAUCUGCACUUGUGGUUCGUUCCUUGUUCUUCAACCACAAAAAGCGGUUUGUCCCGAUCGAUCCAUCUGGAAAUGGUGUCAUUUCAAAGAAACGCUCGUCUCAGAGCCCGUUUGAUCCUUCCAAACGGAAAGAAUAUUUGUCGUGGGACGAUUAUUUUAUGGCUAUUGCGUUUCUAUCAGCUGAAAGAUCAAAAGAUCCUAACAGGCAGGUUGGUGCAUGCUUAGUUAGUCAAAAUGGCGUAAUUCUUGGCAUUGGCUAUAAUGGAUUUCCCAGAGGUUGCUCAGAUGACAAACUUCCUUGGGCAAAGAAAUCUAAAACUGGGAAUCCUCUGGAGACAAAGUAUCCUUAUGUUUGUCAUGCUGAAGUUAAUGCUAUCCUGAACAGAAACCAUGCUUCUGCUGCCGGGCAGAAGCUUUACGUGACCAUGUUCCCCUGCAAUGAAUGUGCCAAGAUAAUCAUUCAGUCAGGUGUAUCUGAAGUAAUAUAUUUUGUGGAGAAGAACUCGAGUAAUUCUGACACAGCGUACAUUGCUUCACAUAAGCUCCUAUCUAUGGCUGGUGUCAAAGUCAGGAAACAUCAGCCCCAAAUGGACCAAAUUUUGAUCAAGUUUGAAGAUCUUUAGUUAAUGACAGAUUUUGUUUAUUCAUUAAGCUUAUUGUUGUUUGUAUCACUGUGGACUAUUGAAUAUAAGCUCGUACUCAUUUAACUUCA
Messenger RNA from Jatropha curcas, 899 nucleotides. RefSeq names its product Cytidine/deoxycytidylate deaminase family protein. Gene Ontology annotation, cellular component: cytoplasm. NCBI's taxonomy places the organism in Eukaryota, Viridiplantae, Streptophyta, Magnoliopsida, Malpighiales, Euphorbiaceae. The record is from RefSeq and is a predicted model, not a curated record. Gene Ontology annotation, molecular function: dCMP deaminase activity; zinc ion binding.